AUGAGGAAGAGGAAAGGAGAAACUUCAAAGGGAAAUAAUGUAGGAAAUGGGUGGAAGCUGAUAUGGGGUUUAAAUGUUCCAAAUGUGGUGAAGCAUUUCCUAUGGAAAGCAGCUCAUAAUUUGCUACCUACAAAACUAAACCUGUACAAGAAACAAAUCACUGAGUCUAACUGCUGCCCAAUAUGUGAGAGGGAACUUGAAACAAUUAUGCAUGCUGUGUGGAGUUGCCCAGCUAUCUCAGAUGUUUGGGCUGAGAAUGACAGUCCAGUGAACAAAUGGUGUAGUUCAGAUGCAGUUUUUGUGGAUUUGUGGGGGAAACUCAAUGCUUUUCUCAAAGAAGAAGAGGUAGUGGUAGCAGCUUACAUUAUGAGAAAGAUAUGGAUGAGAAAAAACUCAUUGCUGUUUGAAAAGAAAUUUGAUCACCCGAGAACUAUAAUUUCUACUACAACACAUGGACUGAGGGAGUUAAAGCUUGCCCAGGACCAACUACAGAAAACUCAGGUGCAAGGAAAUGCUAACAAAAGUGUGACUAAACGGGAAAAACCAGAGGAAAGGGUGGUGAAAGCAAAUUGGGAUGCUGUUGUGGAUGCUAAAAGUAACAGGGUGGGAAUUAAAGUGGAUGUCAAGGAUUCAAAUGGAGAGUUACUAGCUUGCCUCAUAACAGCAUCCCGAAUGUGGUUGAAGCUUUGGGUCUAA
This is a messenger RNA of Juglans microcarpa x Juglans regia, 696 nucleotides long. RefSeq lists its product as uncharacterized. The transcript has a single exon. NCBI's taxonomy places the organism in Eukaryota, Viridiplantae, Streptophyta, Magnoliopsida, Fagales, Juglandaceae. The record is from RefSeq and is a predicted model, not a curated record. The coding region runs from base 1 to 696 and encodes 231 amino acids.